Messenger RNA from Ilyonectria robusta, 1302 nucleotides. RefSeq names its product putative salicylate hydroxylase. The record is from RefSeq and is a predicted model, not a curated record. The transcript is spliced from 7 exons. Gene Ontology annotation, biological process: secondary metabolite biosynthetic process. Gene Ontology annotation, molecular function: FAD binding; monooxygenase activity. The coding region runs from base 1 to 1302 and encodes 433 amino acids. NCBI's taxonomy places the organism in Eukaryota, Fungi, Ascomycota, Sordariomycetes, Hypocreales, Nectriaceae.
AUGUCUUCACAGGCCGAGUCCCGCCUUCGCGUUGUGAUCGUUGGCGCGGGUGAGUUAUUAUUCACUCGAAUUGGAGGUGUUGCAGCUGCAGUGGCAUUGGGGCGAUGCGGACACCAAGUAGUGAUACUGGAGAAUGCCCCAGAGUUGCUUGAAAUUGGGGCAGGCAUUCAGGUCGCUCCCAACAUGCUGCGGCUACUGGACAGAUGGGGAAUUGGUGACGAAAUACGCGCGAAAGGCGUCAAAACACAACGCGUCAAGGUCUUGAGGUGGCAAAAUGGCAAGGUUCUAUCUGACAAGGUCAUAGACGGCAGCCACGGGGAGCAAUGGGUAAUCCAUCGUGCGGACCUGCACAAUGCGCUCAUCGCAAAGGCACAAUCUUUCGAGGGCGUGACCAUGCGACUGAACAGCACCGUCGUGGAUGUCAACUUCCGUGACGCAUCCGUUCAACUAAGUACUGGAGAGUGGGUAUAUGGAGAUGUGGUGUUGGCAGCAGAUGGAAUCAAGUCUGCAAUUCGCAAACUCCUCCUCGAUGAUGAUUCUGACAUUGCGAUUCCAACCGGCGAUGCUGUUUUCAGACUCAUUCUUCCUCGGGACCUGAUGGCUCACGAUCCAGAGCUUCUGAAAUGCGUCACAGACGCCACUGUUCGACGCUGGGUAGGCCCAGGUGGGCAUAUUGUGGCAUACCCCGUGCGGAAUCAUCAGCUCUACAACAUCGCCAUGGCACAUCCGGACAGAGGAGGUCUCGAAGAAUCGUGGACUACCCGGGGGUCCAAGGAGAUGCUUCUAAAGGAAUACGAAGGCUGGGAUCCACUGUUGGUCAAAAUGCUGACUCUCGUCCCCGAUGAAGAGGUUAUGGAGUGGAAGCUCUGCUCCCACCCGCCGUUGAAGACUUGGACAAGAGGCUCAUGCGCUCUUCUUGGUGAUGCUUGCCAUCCCAUGCUGCCAUACGUAGCACAAGGUGCUGCGCAAGCCGUCGAGGAUGCCGCAGCACUUGGUGUGAUACUUUCUAGCGUCAAGUCCAAACUGGAAAUCCCCACCGCGUUGGAGUUUUAUCAGCGGACUCGAAAGCUGAGGGCAGAGACAGUGCAGAAUUUCGGGACGGAGACGAGGGCAUCUCUUCAUCUGGCAGAUGGGCCAGAGCAGAUUGCCCGGGACACGCUGUUUGCUACACGCUCCAAUCCGGACCGCUGGAAUGAUGCUGCGAGCCAGCAGUAUUUAUGGAGCUUUGACGCUGAGCGAGAAGCGCAAGGCUCUGCAUACGUCCGGGAAGACAGGGGUGGCAUUGUAGGUCCUCGGCUUUAG